AUGCGUGGGGCGUGGUGGCGCGGGCGGGCGGCGCGGCGCGGCGCGGGCGCGCUGGCGGUGCUGGCGGCGCUGCUCACGCUGCGGCUGCCGCGCACCGCGCGCCUCGACGCGGACUUCCCGCAGCACUCGCCCGCGCACCUCGCGCACUUUCUCGCCGACUUCACUAACCAUCCCAAGCUCUACCCUCAUCUGUCGGGGUCGUGGUGGAUCGAAGACGAGUGGAACAACUACACGAUGUGGCGCUACGCGGUGGGCUACGAAUGCGGCGAGCGCUGCGCCGGGCGCGCCACGCUGGAGCACCGCGCGGGUGCCGCGCACCGCCUGCUGCUCAGCGACCAGCGCUGCCAGCACCUGCCAUGGCUGCCCUGGCCAAGUUUCUGCGAGUACUCGGAGACGGAGACUGAGAUCACAGCGCGUGGCGGCGGCGGCGCGCGCCUGCGCGAGGAGACGCGCGAGCGCUGCGGCGCGGCGGCGCUGCUGCGCGGCUGCGCGCCCGCCGAGCGCCGCCGCCGCCACCUGCGCGCGCUGCGCCGGGCGCUCGCCGCGGAC
Brenthis ino (lesser marbled fritillary) is the source of this 549-nucleotide messenger RNA. NCBI's taxonomy places the organism in Eukaryota, Metazoa, Arthropoda, Insecta, Lepidoptera, Nymphalidae. The record is from the annotation of a GenBank genome assembly.